AACUCGAUCACUGCCAUGUCUGUCUACGUGUUGUCAAAAGUUACACAUUAAUUUAAUACGAACUGCGAGUCGAACCGUUGGCAAAUGAAAUCGUUGCUGUCAAACCGACUUCUACGAGAGGUGACGACUAGUCGUGUAUAUUCAGCGUGAAUUCUCUCUCUUACAGGUUUGAAUGUAGACUAAAGAGCUUAUGGCAAUAUGACAUUGAGUAAUAUUUACAAACCAGAAGCAAACAAGUUUUCACAUCUUGGAAGUGAAGAGGAUGAUGAUUCUGAUGACCUCGAUGAUGAAAUUGAUGAUGGCUAUGGGACGGCAUUACUUAGCCCAACAAGAAAUGUACAAAAACAGUUAAUGCCUCCAAACAGGACUACAAAAAUCAGGAGAGCACAUUCAAAACCUUGGUGCACAACCAGAGCUUGUUUUGUUUUCUUUCUUUGGCUGGCAUUUUUUUCUAUUUGCAUUACUGGACUUGUGUUGCUCAUUCUACAAGCAAUUGAAUCAAAAUCCAAGGAUUCUGAUGCCCAUUUUGUGAAGAAGGUUCUUACAGAUAAACAAGAUGGCUUCUUGAAUGACGAGAAUAAUUUUGCGCCAUGUGAUGAGCUUGAAGCCACCAAGGUGUGGCAUGCAACAAUGCCAAAACUUAUGACAGAAACUGCUGUGCGACUCAAUGAUGUGAAUGAAGAUGGAGUUGAUGACCUCAUGGUUGGCUUUUCAACUGGUGUAGAUGGCUACAAUGCACCAAAGAUAUCUUGUGAUCUGUAUUUUAAUGGCACCUAUCCUUGUUAUGGUGGCCUUAUGGCUCUUGAUGGAAAAACUGGCAAACAGUUAUGGAGACAUUAUACCAUGCAUGAAAUCUAUUCAGUAAACUGUAAUGGUGAUUUAGACAUGGAUGGUGUCCAAGAUUGUUUGAUAUCUGGAAGGGCAGGAGUUUUUCAAGCCAUCAGUGGUAAAAGAGGAGAGCUUAUUUGGAAUUUUGGACCACAGGAAUCUAGAGAUACCAACAUGAACUUGUACACAGCUCAGUUCAUCAGAGAUUUGAAUGGAGAUGGGGUGAUGGAAGUUCUUGUCACACAUGGGGGGGAUCCUUUGGCGGGUGAUGAAUCCUCCUGUUCUUGUGGAUUUGAACAAUGAUGGAACUGUUGACAUCACCAUGGCAAUGUACAACACAACUGUCAUUGCUUUUGAUGGAGAAAACUACAAGAGGUUGUGGCAUUUUGUAUUCCCAUCAAGUGAAUCAUAUACGUCACCAGCAGCAGGUUUCUUUAAUAAGGAUAACACAGCCGACUUUUUGGUGAGGUACAACUAUGGAUCAGGAUUUCCGGUUUAUUUUUACUCAAAUGUGACAGUGAUCGAUGGCAAAACAGGCAAGCCGUUAGUCACACCUUUCAUGAAGUCAUCGUCAAUGUGCAACACGUCUCCCCUGACAGCUAGCAUGCAGGGGCUUGGUAACGACCUGUUUAUAUACUGGGUUUCAGACUGUCUCGGCCACGAGGGCGAGGGAGGAAACUUUGAGUUUGUGGAAGGAACGAACGUCCAUGAGCAAAGCAGAGCUGACACUUGUAAGCUUCGAUAUAAUGCAAAGAGCUUUAGUAAGCUGCGGGUGACUAAUCACAAUAUAGGCUUUCCUGGCAAAGAUAUUUAUUAUUCAGAGGAUUUCCAAGACAUAGAGCAUGAAAGUCUAAGAGAGGAAACUGGCAGCAAACCAAACAGCAAAAACUCCACAUUCACCUCACGAAGAAAACGACACAUUGGAGCACCAGAUCACGGCGGGUAUCAGAGACUUAUUUCAACAGGUUCGAUGGCCACUUCGCUUGGAGAAGAAAACAAUAAAGAACCAAUGGACUCCAUCGAUGUGGUUUUCACUACCUACUGGCAGUAUCCAGCUAAAGUACGGAUUAUUUUACCAGAGGACAAGGCUUGUAUUGAGAAUUAUAGAAAUCUCAGCAGAGCAGGGAAAUUUGAUAAUGACGUUGAUGAAGACAAGAAUGAAAAACUUGGAAUAUACGAUGCAGGAGAUUCAGCCGUGAAUGAGUGCCUCAAGAAAAAGCAACAUCAAACUGACAAGGAGCAAAUAUUUGUCAGUCAAUCAGACUAUGACUUGUACAAAGUCCACUUUGGAAGCCUGACCGUGUAUCGUUUUUCCUUGAAGUGCAAAUGCAACAAUCUGUCCCCUUCCAAAAAAUGUGCCAAGUUU
Molecule: messenger RNA, 2194 nt
Organism: Pocillopora damicornis (cauliflower coral)
Lineage: Eukaryota; Metazoa; Cnidaria; Anthozoa; Scleractinia; Pocilloporidae
Molecular function (GO): protein binding
Source: RefSeq, a predicted model, not a curated record